AUGUACUUCAGCAGGCUUGCUCUCGCCACGGCCUCGCUGGCCACCGUGGCCCUCGUGAGCGCCGACUUCAUCCUCAACAGCGACGACAUCCCCACGCAGUGCCAAAACGUGUGCGACCCCGUCCGCGAGCUGGGCGACAUCUGCGACAUUGACGACGGCCCCCUGGACGACCUCACCGAGGACCUCAUCGAGGCGCAGUGCUACUGCGCCAACGAGAGCUUCAACGUCAACCGCAUCACGGCCCAGUGCGCCAGCUGCUUGCACGAGUUCCGCGAUGCCCAGAAUAACCGAGACGACAUCAACGACAUUAUGCAAAGCUGCGGCUUCUCCAGCACCACCUACAACGAGGCCGAUGUGGCCACCGUCUCCGGCGUUGUCGUGCAGGCUACCCGCCCUACAGGCGCUGACCAGCUGACUACUACGAUUACCGCGGCCCAGAAUACGCCCACGGGCGACGGUGGUCGUGAUGGGGAUCGCGAUGGUGGCCGUGAUGGAGAUCGCGACGAUGGUCGUGAUGGGGAUCGUGAUAGGGAUCGUGAUGGGGAUGGCCACAGAGGCGCUGCCCCGGGUUUCGCGCCCGUUGGCUUUGGCUUUGGCUCCCUGGGCGUGACGAUCUAUGUUGGCGUUGCUGCCAUUGCUGGCGCUAUGCUCCUCCAGUAA
Molecule: messenger RNA, 660 nt
Organism: Sodiomyces alkalinus F11
Lineage: Eukaryota; Fungi; Ascomycota; Sordariomycetes; Glomerellales; Plectosphaerellaceae
Exons: 2
Coding region: 1-660 (219 amino acids)
Source: RefSeq, a predicted model, not a curated record